AUGGCUGCCCCCGCUCAGAAGUUCAAGGUUGCCGACAUUUCGUUGGCUGCCUUCGGUCGCCGUGAGAUCGAGCUGGCCGAGAUUGAGAUGCCCGGUUUGAUGGCCAUUCGUCGUCGUUAUGGCGCAGAUCAGCCCUUGAAGGGUGCUCGUAUUGCCGGUUGUCUUCACAUGACCAUCCAGACCGCCGUCCUCAUUGAGACCCUCACUGCUCUCGGUGCCGAGGUCACCUGGACCAGCUGUAACAUCUUCUCCACCCAGGACCACGCCGCCGCCGCCAUUGCAGCUGCUGGUGUCCCUGUCUUCGCCUGGAAGGGUGAGACCGAGGAGGAGUACAACUGGUGCUUGGAGCAGCAGCUCCAGGCCUUCAAGGAUGGCAAGAAGCUCAACCUCAUCCUCGACGACGGUGGAGACCUGACCUCCCUUGUUCACAACAAGUACCCCGAGCAGCUCAAGGACUGUUACGGUGUGUCUGAGGAGACCACUACCGGUGUCCACCACCUUUACCGCAUGCUCAAGGACGGCAAGCUGCUCGUCCCCGCCAUCAACGUCAACGACUCCGUCACCAAGUCCAAGUUCGACAACCUGUACGGCUGCCGUGAGUCGCUUAUCGACGGUAUUAAGCGUGCUACCGACGUCAUGAUCGCCGGUAAGGUCGCCGUCGUCGCCGGUUUCGGUGAUGUCGGCAAGGGCUGUGCCUCGGCCCUGCACAGCAUGGGUGCCCGCGUCCUGGUCACUGAAAUUGACCCCAUCAACGCCCUCCAGGCUGCCGUCCAGGGCUACGAGGUCACCACCAUGGAGGAGGCCGCUCCCCUGGGUCAGAUCUUCGUCACCACCACUGGAUGCCGUGACAUCCUCGUCGGCAAGCACUUCGAGGUCAUGCGCAACGAUGCCAUCGUCUGCAACAUUGGUCACUUCGACAUCGAGAUUGACGUGGCCUGGCUCAAGGCUAACGCCAAGUCGGUGCAGAACAUCAAGCCCCAGGUCGACCGCUACCUGAUGCCCAGCGGCCGCCACAUCAUCCUGCUGGCUGAGGGUCGUCUGGUCAACCUGGGCUGUGCCACCGGUCACUCUUCCUUCGUCAUGUCCUGCUCUUUCUCCAACCAGGUCCUGGCUCAGAUCGCUCUGUUCACGGCUGAGGACGCCUCUUUCGGCCAGAAGUACGUCGAGUUCGGCUCGACCGGCAAGAAGCCCAUUGGUGUCUACGUGCUGCCCAAGGUCCUGGACGAGCAGGUUGCUCUGCUGCACCUGGAGCACGUCAAUGCCAAGCUGUCCAAGCUCACCUCCGUGCAGGCCGAGUACCUGGGUCUGGACGCCAACGGACCUUUUAAGGCGGAGCACUACCGCUACUAG
This is a messenger RNA of Aspergillus tanneri, 1350 nucleotides long. It is a transcript of the gene SAH1, whose product is annotated as adenosylhomocysteinase. The transcript is spliced from 5 exons. Gene Ontology annotation, cellular component: cytosol. NCBI's taxonomy places the organism in Eukaryota, Fungi, Ascomycota, Eurotiomycetes, Eurotiales, Aspergillaceae. Gene Ontology annotation, biological process: L-methionine cycle. Bases 1 to 1350 code for a protein of 449 amino acids. The record is from RefSeq and is a predicted model, not a curated record. Gene Ontology annotation, molecular function: adenosylhomocysteinase activity.